UUUCACCAAUUUAAUUAACUUUUUUCAUUUGUUUUCUUUAGCUUUUAUCUGCCGACAGAAGCUCUGAGUACCAUAAAAGAGAACACUCAGAAUUGUGUGACAUGUAACACAAAACUUGGUUCUAUUCUUCUUCACACCCCCUUCUUCUUCUUCACACCCCCCUUUAGACAUGGAUAUUUGCAACAAUGUAUCAGUUUCAGAAGAGUUUCAACAAGAGUUUUCUACCAUUGAUGACCUUUUUCCUGCUCACAACACGGAAGUGGAUUUAGGGAUGGAGUGGUUGUCAGUGUUUGUUGAAGAAUGUUUUUCAAGUAAACCAAGUUGUGUCAUAGCACCUUCUUCUAAUGUUCAAAUUCAAGAAAGUACAAACACAAAACCUUCAAACACAAUGCAAAAACCUCAACAACAAAAUCAAUCUUAUUUGCAAAAUUUUGUUGUUCCUGGAAAAGCAAGAAGCAAGAGAAAAAGACUUUCAGCUCCUAGUACAAAUAUUUGGUCACAUUCACAUCUUAUAAGUGAUGGUAAUUUGAUUUCAGAUCCUCCUUUGUUGAAACAAGCUUAUUGGUUAGCCGAUAGCGAACUCAUUGCUCCGAAAAACGAGCAAAAAGUCUCUGCAGUUGCGUACGGAGAUCAGAAAGAAGCAAAAAGAAGGGUGAAGAAAGAGAGUUAUGAGGUUGGAAUUAUUCAAGUUAAGAAUAGUGAGAAUGUUAAUGAUGAUGAUGAGGAACAUAUUCCAAAUGCAAGAAGGUGCACUCAUUGUUUGUCACAAAGGACCCCACAAUGGAGGGCAGGACCAUUGGGACCAAAAACACUAUGCAAUGCAUGUGGUGUGAGGUACAAGUCUGGUAGGUUGUUGCCAGAGUAUAGGCCAGCAAAGAGUCCUACUUUUGUUAGCUACUUGCAUUCAAAUUCUCACAAAAAAGUUCUUGAGAUGAGAAUGCAAUCUAUUAAGUAGGGCUUAAUUAGUGAUUAGUGAAGUUGGUUUAUAGUUUAUGUUAUUUUCAUGUAGACCAAAAGAUGGGUUUUAAAGACCAAAACAUGUUUUUUCAUGAAAAGUAUAAUUAAGUAGCAUGUUUAGAUUAUUAGAGUUUCUAAUCAAUUUUAAGAGGAACUAAAUCAUGGCUUCA
This is a messenger RNA of Medicago truncatula (barrel medic), 1127 nucleotides long. Its product is annotated as GATA transcription factor 9. Gene Ontology annotation, molecular function: sequence-specific DNA binding; zinc ion binding. The coding region runs from base 170 to 955 and encodes 261 amino acids. Gene Ontology annotation, biological process: cell differentiation; regulation of DNA-templated transcription. The record is from RefSeq and is a predicted model, not a curated record. The transcript is spliced from 2 exons. Gene Ontology annotation, cellular component: nucleus. Lineage: Eukaryota; Viridiplantae; Streptophyta; Magnoliopsida; Fabales; Fabaceae.